This is a messenger RNA of Urocitellus parryii (Arctic ground squirrel), 2741 nucleotides long. RefSeq names its product phosphatidylinositol 4-kinase type 2 alpha (gene Pi4k2a). Lineage: Eukaryota; Metazoa; Chordata; Mammalia; Rodentia; Sciuridae. Gene Ontology annotation, molecular function: 1-phosphatidylinositol 4-kinase activity. Gene Ontology annotation, biological process: phosphatidylinositol phosphate biosynthetic process; Golgi organization; endosome organization. Gene Ontology annotation, cellular component: trans-Golgi network; lysosomal membrane; endosome. The record is from RefSeq and is a predicted model, not a curated record.
UGUGGAGCGCGCCGGGUCCCGGAGCCGGCGGCCAGAGGGAUGGACGAGACGAGCCCACUAGUGUCCCCCAAGCGGGCCCAACCCCCGGAGUACACCUUCCCAUCGGGCUCGGGAACUCAUUUUCCGCAGGUACCAGGGGGCGCGGUCCGCGUGGCGGCGGCAGCCGGCUCGGGCCCCUCUCCGCCAGGCUCGCCGGGCCACGACCGGGAGCGGCAGCCACUGCUGGACCGGGCCCGGGGCGCGGCGGCCCAGGGCCAGACUCAUACAGUGGCGGCGCAGGCCCAAGCCCUGGCUGCCCAGGCCGCGGUUGCGGCKCACGCAGCGCAGGCCCACCGAGAGCGGAACGAGUUCCCGGAGGACCCCGAGUUCGAGGCGGUGGUGCGGCAGGCCGAGGUGGCCAUCGAGCGGGGCAUCUGYCCUGAGCGCAUCUACCAGGGCUCCAGCGGGAGCUACUUCGUCAAGGACCCUCAGGGGAGGAUCAUUGCUGUCUUCAAACCCAAGAAUGAAGAGCCAUAUGGGCAUCUUAAUCCUAAGUGGACCAAAUGGCUGCAGAAGUUGUGCUGUCCCUGCUGCUUUGGCCGUGACUGCCUUGUCCUCAACCAGGGAUAUCUCUCAGAGGCAGGGGCCAGCCUGGUGGACCAAAAACUGGAACUCAACAUUGUACCCCGUACAAAGGUAGUAUACCUGGCCAGUGAAACCUUCAACUAUAGUGCCAUUGACCGAGUGAAGUCCAGGGGCAAGCGACUUGCGCUACAGAAAGUGCCAAAAGUUGGACAGCGGUUUAACCGCAUUGGGCUACCACCAAAGGUUGGUUCAUUCCAGCUCUUUGUUGAAGGCUACAAAGAUGCAGACUACUGGCUGCGGCGUUUUGAAGCAGAACCUCUCCCUGAGAACACUAACCGGCAACUACUGCUGCAGUUUGAGCGCUUAGUGGUGCUGGAUUACAUUAUCCGCAACACUGAUCGAGGCAAUGACAACUGGCUGAUUAAAUAUGACUAUCCAAUGGAUAGUUCUGGCUCUCGGGAUACAGACUGGGUGGUGGUAAAGGAACCUGUUAUCAAGGUGGCGGCCAUAGACAAUGGGCUGGCUUUCCCACUGAAGCAUCCUGACUCUUGGAGGGCAUAUCCCUUUUACUGGGCCUGGUUGCCCCAGGCAAAAGUCCCAUUCUCUCAGGAGAUCAAAGAUCUGAUUCUUCCAAAGAUAUCAGACCCUAACUUUGUCAAAGACUUGGAGGAGGACCUAUAUGAACUCUUCAAGAAAGAUCCUGGUUUUGAUAGGGGCCAGUUCCAUAAGCAGAUUGCUGUCAUGCGGGGACAGAUCCUAAAUCUGACCCAGGCCCUGAAAGACAACAAGAGUCCUCUGCACCUCGUCCAGAUGCCACCUGUGAUUGUUGAGACUGCCCGAUCCCACCAGCGGUCUGCUAGCGAGUCCUACACACAGAGCUUUCAGAGUCGGAAGCCCUUCUUCUCAUGGUGGUAGCCCUAGAGGCAGGCAGAGGAAAUGCUGUGUGAGACAUGGGCUGGGAGGAAGCCUGGGAGCUGGGUACAAGGAAGCCAGAGAAGCCUGUGGAGAGCAGCCUUUACCAGUCCUCCCUCUCUGCUCAAAGUCACCUCCCUCAGGGAUUUCUCACCCACAGGGAGAAGCACAAUCAAGGACCAGAGUGCUCUUGGGCCCUUCUGAGGGGAGGCUGGAGUUCCAGGCCAGAAGUCCAGGUGGCUAGAAGGAGCACCUCCCUUCCAGCAUCUCCUGUGGCAGGCUGGGAAAGUCCCUACCUCCCUGACACCCUGCUCCUUUGUAAUUCCCUAUUAUAUUCUGCAUCAGAAAACAACAACAAAAACAAAUUUAAAUGCUUGUAGCAGAACCCAGAUCCUCUCAUGUCAUAAGCCUUUAAUCCAGACCUAAAUUUGCAUAGACCCAGACAUUCAGGUGCCUGGCAGUUGCUUACUCCAAUGAACCAAGGCUGUGUUACAGGGCCACUGGGUGGCUCCUAGUUUUGGGACAGACAGAAGCCACAGCUUCCUUUUGGGUUUUUGCCAAAUCUUUUCCUUCUCUUCCUACUGGCAGUAGGCUGGCUUCUUGUGGUGCGCAGGAUUUUGCUCUGCAGCUCUCAGUGAUUCUGCACAUGACCUACAGAACCUCUCUGCUCUCUGCCCUGAUGCAGCUUGCCUGUUACUCAAGCAGAGGCAUGAGGGGCUACUCUUAGAAUUUCUGUUUUAAUAGAAAGUUGAUGUCCAGCACGUGAUUGUGAUCCAUAUGGCCUAGGUACACACUGGGAGCUAUAAGUGGCCUAUGGGUGAAUUUUCCCAGCCUUGCUUCCUGAAUCCUUAGUGCCAGUCCUCCUCUAAUUUGUUGUUUUAAAUAUUUCCCUCUAGCUUUUUUGGCUUAGGAGUUCUGUUCAGGUUGUAGAAUGGAUUGUUCUGGGGUGGUCUCAGCUCAUAAGAGGACAGGAUAUCAUCAGGUCCUUGGACUUCUUUAUGUGCUCCCACUGCUGCUUGUAUUGGCAACCAGACUUGCAUUCUGCCUCCUAAUUGGCAGUUUCCCUUUUCUCCCUGGCUUAUUAUCCUGGAUUUGUUUGUCCCUGGCUUCUUGAGAAAGGCAAGGCCCAAAGCAGAAAGGUCUUCAAACUGUCCCCCAGUGCCUGCCCAGCUCAGUGUGCAGCUUCUUGCUUUUAUGUGUCUUUUCCCCAGCUGCCCUGCUUGCCAGGUGUUCAAGCCCUUUCUACACCAAAGCAAAGAAUGGCC